Molecule: messenger RNA, 2367 nt
Organism: Gloeophyllum trabeum ATCC 11539
Lineage: Eukaryota; Fungi; Basidiomycota; Agaricomycetes; Gloeophyllales; Gloeophyllaceae
Product: P-loop containing nucleoside triphosphate hydrolase protein
Exons: 3
Coding region: 1-2085 (694 amino acids)
Biological process (GO): transmembrane transport
Cellular component (GO): membrane
Molecular function (GO): ATP binding; ATP hydrolysis activity; ABC-type transporter activity
Source: RefSeq, a predicted model, not a curated record
AUGGCGGAGAGCAAGCCGAGACGACCGUCUAGCGUAAUAAUCGCACCGGAGCUGCCUGCACCUCCCGCUGCGCUCAAUCGAAGACUCAGCCUACAAUUCACGCCCUCAUCGCCCACCUUCAAGCGGACGUCAUGGGUCGAAAUCGACGACGAUUUCGAGGAUGAAAAACAUGCUUUGGAGAGGAGCGGUACGCAGGCUUACCAGAACCGCGGACAACGCGGCGAAGAGAAGGUGGUCAGGACUCUUUGCGAUGAACAUCGGCUGGCGCAAUUGAAGUCGAUCAAGGUCGAAGGGCCUAUAUCGGAGACGCCUCCGGAAUCGUCUGCACCAGAGAAGGCACCUUCUCUAUGGCGAACUAUUCGAGCCAUCUACCCCUCUAUCCCCUACAAACCGGUUUUCUUCUUGGGCAUUGCGGUGUCCCUCCUCAGUGGAGCAAUGACUCCUGUCUUUUCGUUCCUGCUGUCUCGGUUGCUGUUUGAGGUGUCUACCGGAGCGCGGGACGUCUCGACAAUCAACAUGUUCGGCGGUAUUGUUCUCGGUAUCGCCGCUGCGGACGGUCUAUUCAUGGGACUCAAGUUCUUCAUUAUGGAGACUUUGGCUAUGAGCUGGGUUACUCGCAUCAGGAAGUCUUGUCUUGGACUAGUCUUGUCGCAGGACAAGAAGUGGUUUGACAAGACUGACAACAGCUCCGUUCGCCUUAUGAAUGUGCUGAUCAAGGACGGAGACGAUGCGCGGAGCCUUAUCGCCACCGUUAUUGCCCAAUGCAUGGUGGUCACAGCGAUGCUUAGCGUCGGCCUGAUCUGGGCACUUGUGCGUGGAUGGCAAUAUACUCUUGUCGGCCUUGCAAUUGCACCUGUAUUCGUGAUCACAAUGGCCGUUCAGACAAAUUUGGUCGCGAAGGCUGAAUACAGGAACAAGCGGGCUCGUGAAGAAGUUGCGAAGACCUACUACGAUGUUGUCUCAAAUAUUCGCGGUAUACGAUCUAUGGGUUUCGAGAACGUCUUUCAGCUUCAAUUUGAAAAGACGGUCGGCGAUGCUCUCCGUACUGGCGUGCGGGGUGCCUUUGUGGAAGGCUGCACUUACGGUGUUGCCAGUUCCUUGAUCUAUCUAGCAGAGGCCCUCCUUUUCUACGUAGGCGCUGUUCUCAUCGCAAAGGGGAUCUACACAUAUCUACAAAUGAUCGAGACCCUGCAGUUAAUCGUCUUUACAGUGACUCUCGGCUCCCAGCUCAUGUCAUUCACGAAUCGUAUUGCCAAGUCCGUCAAUGCCACCAACGACUUCAAUCGGCUUUUGCAGCUGUCGCCAGAAACGGAUGAAUCACGAGGACUCCUUCGGCCAGCUAUCGAAGGAGGGGUUGCUCUCCAGAACGUUGCCUUCUCAUACCCUGAGCGGUCCAACGUUCCCGUGCUGAAGGAUGUCUCCCUGUCCGUGGCAGAAGGCGAAUGUGUUGCGAUCGUUGGGGCUUCGGGAUCGGGCAAAUCUACCAUUGCUGCCUUGCUACAGCGUCUCUACGAACCUCAUGUGGGUUCGAUCACCCUCGGUUCUUCUGACGUACGUUCUAUCGACGUGUCGCAUCUGCGGGAACACGUCGCCGUUGUUAGCCAGAAUCCCAACCUCUUCGAUGCGUCCGUCCGGGACAAUAUCGCAUACGGCGCCACCGCACUAUCCGAUGACGAAGUUCGUCAAGCAGCGCUGGCCGCUAACGUAGACGAAUUUAUCAAUACUCUGCCAAAAGGCUAUGAUACCAUGGUCGGAGAGAACGCCUCGCUCAUCUCGGGAGGGCAAGCACAACGGAUCUCCAUCGCUCGAGCCCUCGCACGUCCGUCAAAGGUCCUCAUCUUGGACGAAUGCACGUCUGCCCUGGAUCCUGCCAACCAAGCUGUUGUGAUUGAGACCAUACGCAGUGCGAAAGUCGGCCGCACGACGCUGAUGGUGACCCAUAAGUUGCCACUUAUGCAGAUGUGCGACCGCAUUCUGGUUGUGGAAGACGGUGUCAUCGUCGAGGACGGUCCUUAUGAGACCUUGAUGCAGCGGAAUGGCGCCUUUUCGCGACUUGCCAGCGCAGGAGAAUGGUUCGGGCAGUGAUGCUGCUUGUGAUUUCCCCAUAUUUUAUCAUCGUCUUCGAUCUUUGGGAGCAUAAGCUUCCGCAACUGCCUUCGCCUUUCAUCUUCGAGUUCUCCACUUUCUCGGGUAUCACAACUGUAGACUUCGCUCAUAACUGCAAUGUAACUUACCAACACAAGCAUCUACUGUAUCUUAGACUGUAUGACACUCAACGCAAGUAAUCAUGAUAUGUAGUUCAAAGACUUGCCUGAAUUGAACUUCCUGCAUGUCCGGCGAUUUCAGCGCAGGACGUGUGUGUUCACC